AUAUACAAUGCUGUUAAUGUAAUGUACAAAGGUGAUGGUGGUGGUGGUGGUGGUGUUGGUGGUAUGCACUAUCUUUUUCCUUUUUCCUUAGUGUUGAGGCUUUCUUUGCUGUUUUGCUGUAUGGCAGUCAAGGAUGGGGCAUUUGGCUAUAACCCCCAGAUAUCAUCUAACUGGGGUGCACGUGACGGAUGGGUGGUAAGUGAGCCAUCUGAUGUUGUUCCUAGUCUCCUACCUCCAUCAAUUGCUGUAUCAACUGUAUCGUAAAAGAAUCUGUUCGGGGUUUUCAAGCCAUUUGUUCCUUGAAUUUGUUCUGGAUGCAGAUCAGUUUCUCCCUUUGUAGAUAUUAUAACUGUUGGAAAUCAUGCGCAAUGUUUACCCAGACAUUAGAAAUUGGUGCCCAUACUGGUUUUUAGUUCACAUCUUUCUUUCCUUUUUUUCCCCUGAAUUUAUUUUUUUCCCCUCGCAAUUAAAGUGGUCACCAAGAUUUUGAUACUUGAGCAUAUUCUGAUGUGCCAUGACUCAGUACUUGCAGUGCUUACGCGUAUUGCUAUCCUAAUUUUAUCAAAUUGAACUUCUAAUUGUAGUUUGUUCCAGUUUUAUUACUUAAAACUUAGGUAUCAGUGUUCACAUAAGGUAUUUGGCUUGGUACCUUCAACCAAUGACAGCUUUUGCUUUGUUCAUGAAUGCUUGCUUCCACCUCUGUGAUUGAAUUGAGCCCAGGGAAACAGAUGUCAGUUCAUUUCAAUGUAUGUUUAUAUUUGAUGGAAGACCUCGUAGUCUUUUAAUUGCAGGUGUUCUGCUCUCUGAGUUGUAAUAUAGUUCUACUUUGGAGGUUCUUGUUUUAGUGGAAAAUUGUAAUUUUCCUUCUAUAAGAAAAAACAAGUCUUCUA
This is a messenger RNA of Rubroshorea leprosula, 890 nucleotides long. The record is from the annotation of a GenBank genome assembly. NCBI's taxonomy places the organism in Eukaryota, Viridiplantae, Streptophyta, Magnoliopsida, Malvales, Dipterocarpaceae.